AUGGCCAUCUUGCUAGCAGUCACUCUGCCCGCGCCACAGACGCUCUUUAUCUCUGGCGAGGCAGGCGUGCCGUUCAGGCUGCUGGAGACGGCCGGCACUGACUGGUCCCCAGACGGCCUCCAGCCGACGGUGAAUGCACGCGUGGACGCCCGCUUGGUCCCCUCUCCAACAUCCCCCGACGGCAUGCGGCUGGACUAUGCGCAUGUGGUCGUGCUGGACGGCUUCUUUGGCGAGGCUGAGCGCCGGGACCUGCUGGACCUGCUGACAGCUCCUGGCUGGGACCACUUGCAGGGGCCGCCGGCGGCCAAGUGGGAGAGGGAGACGGCGGACGGCGCGGGGGCGGCCAAGACGUGGGGCCUGCGCGACGGCGUUCUGGGGCAGCUGGUUAGUGACCCGACGCCGGCCAUGUGCGCAAUCCACACGCGGCUGGCGCUGCUGUACCCCGAGGCCGACAUCGCGCACAUGCCCGCCGAGCACAUGCAUGCACCUGCCGCCGGCAUGCGCGCAUGCGCCGGCGCAUGCCAGAGCGCGAAUGCAGCUCCUGACCCGUCGGUGCCGGGCGACGUGCCUCGAGAGAGCGCCUGCGCCUCAGCAGAGCAGCCUGCAGUUGAGGAGGCUGCUGCUGGGCUUAGCCAUGCGCAAGGCAGCAGUGCAGACGAGCCAGCAUCAAAAGCAACAGGGAGCAGCCAUGCAGAGGGUAAUUGCACAGCAUGGCAGGUGGCAGUGUCGGAGCCGGGUACAGGAAAUAUCGCAAAUGGUGGAGGUGGGGAGUGCCAGGAGCAAGAACCCGCCGUCUUUUGCGCGCCGUUUGUGGGGAAUGCGGCUGUUGCGGGGGACCAGUACACCUGGCAUGUGGACGCUGAUCCGACAAGCUUUCCAGACAGCAGGUGGACGGAGGCGUUUGGGAAUUAUGUGAACGGGGAUCCCGGGCGGCCGCUGUUGGUGAGCCUGCUGCUGUACCUGGACGAUGCCUGGCCGCGCGACUGGGCCGCAGAGACACUCUUCCUCGACACCCAGACGGACGUGGGGUUGGUGGUGCGCCCCAAGCGCUACAGGGCCGUGCUGAUGGACCAGGAUGUGCUGCAUCGCGUCUCCGCGCCCUCUGCGGCUGCCGGCGGCCGGCCGCGCUACUCGCUCGUCUGGAAGCUGGCGUUCUUGCCAAAGGACGCAGGCCACGUGUGCUGCCUGGCCCGGCCGGAGUGGGGGCCACCCACCAGCAUCGGCUCUGCUGCCAGAGUGGAGGCCGUCAGGCGCAGCCUGGCACGCAAGCGCAAGGCGCGAGAGCCCUGCAGCUUAGAGGAUGUGCAACAGUCCUGA
Messenger RNA from Coccomyxa subellipsoidea C-169, 1317 nucleotides. RefSeq lists its product as hypothetical. The coding region runs from base 1 to 1317 and encodes 438 amino acids. Lineage: Eukaryota; Viridiplantae; Chlorophyta; Trebouxiophyceae; Coccomyxaceae. The record is from RefSeq and is a predicted model, not a curated record. The transcript is spliced from 7 exons.